This is a messenger RNA of Striga asiatica, 1006 nucleotides long. NCBI's taxonomy places the organism in Eukaryota, Viridiplantae, Streptophyta, Magnoliopsida, Lamiales, Orobanchaceae. The record is from the annotation of a GenBank genome assembly.
AAAAAGCGCAUUUUCAUACUCUAAAACAGCAUUUUCUGUACACUUGACUUGGAUAGAAAGCUCACAAUCCCUGUUCAGAUUCCCAUUUCAGAAGAACAUCAACAGUUAAAAUCUCCUCUCUGCAAACACCAUGGCGCAACCUGCAAUGGCAAAUGCUCGCACAAAAAUUCAAUCGAAGAGAAAGUGGUCCAACCUAUCAACAUACGCCUGUCGCAUAUAUUUCUUGCUCAUCAUCCUUCAGGUGCCCCUAUUCAGGAUUCAGUGUAGAUCAGGCACAUGCAAAACACCUAUUCAUGUUACAUCUUCACAGUUGAUUUCUAGUGAGGUCUUCCCUGUGCCAGUGGUGAAAAGCCUUCUCUAUCCCGGAGCCAUCGUAAAUGGCAUCAUCACUAAUAUGACUGUGCCUAGCUGGAAUAAUCUGCUCGACGUUUAUAACUUGACUCACAUUAAAAAUGCUUCUGCAGUACCUGACCUACAACGCUUGGAGGUUCUUGCUGGAAGCUACUUCUCUGUGGCUGGCUCCCUCAUUAAUAUCAUAAAACCUGGAAGAAUGAGCAUGUUCGGGACCCUUCUUGUUGUUUGGGGUCUCGUAAAGGAAGGACUUCUCAAAAAGCCUGUGGAUACUGAUCAAACAACAGUUUUCGUGUACCCAACGAUUUUGGUUGCUUUGGUUUGUGCUUUCUUAUCCGUGAAAUACGACAUUAAGAAGGUGGCCAGAAGUGCCCCUGCCCAACCCGUGGCAAAGCCUCUCAAGAGCUCGUCCAAAUCCAAGUUGAAAUGAUGGAGGAUGUCAUUUCCUGUAUUCUUGAUUUUUGUUUAUGAUGCGAUUUUCAACUGAUAGCUUUUUUGUUUGUCAUCCAAGGAAACCUAGCUUAUUGUCAAUUUGUCCGAUUUUGUCGCCAUCAGGUAAGAAAUAUGAGAACUAGAAGUGUAAAUCUGGGUUUAGCCCUUCAUGUAGUUAACCUUAAACACAUUUAUGGUUCAAAUUUUUCAUUUUACUCCUCAA